CGCAAACCUGAGUUCUGCGUGAAGUUUUGCCCACAGACCCUUCUUCAAGAGCUAAUCCGCCGUUCAGCUCCAACUGGUCCACGUUCUUCUCCAGUUUUGCUCGCAACCUUGCAGGCCUACAAUACUACCUGUAAAACUUAAUCAACACUUGAUUUAUAUCGUCAAUGGCGCCGAGGGUUCUCAUGGUGGCAGAAAAGCCGAGCAUUGCUCUCUCGAUUGCCUCCGUGCUCUCCGGUGGCCAAGUAUGCAUACCCUUUCUUUUAUUAUUUGGCUCCAUUAUUUCUAUGUCCCGUGGGUUGAUACUGGGGUUUCAAGGCAUCUUAAUAUUCUAAAUUGAUGUUUACACGGAGGGGUAGUACUGAUGUGCAUGAAUUUGAUGGGACUUUUCUUGGCUCUCGUGUACAAUUUAGAGUGACUUCAGUGAUUGGUCAUGUGUUCAGCAUAUAUAAUCCAAUCUUAUGAGUGAGUAGGUCUAGUUUGAAGCUCUCUUUUGCGAUUAUUCAGUGUAGAUUUUCCAGCAUCAUAUCAAGACUGGGCAUCGACAGAUCCUCUGAAUCUCUUUCAAGCUCCAGUUCGUAAGACAGAGACAAACCCCAAGGCUCACAUUUGUAGGCAUCUAAGCCAUGAAGCACGUGGGUGUGGAUACCUAGUAUUGUGGUUGGACUGUGAUCGUGAAGGAGAAAACAUAUGCUUUGAAGUAAUUGAGUGCACUGGAUUUGACGGGAGUGACAGGGAAAGAGUGCACAGAGCUCGAUUCUCUUCUGUUACUGAAAAAGACAUUCAAAAGGCAAUGAAUAGCCUUGUUCCACCUAACAAAGAUGAGGCAUUGGCUGUAGAUGCACGCCAGGAGAUUGAUCUGAAAGUUGGAGUUGCAUUUACACGUUUCCAGACUAGUUAUUUUAAUGGAAAAUAUGGCAAUCUUGAUGCAAGAGUUAUCUCCUAUGGGCCCUGUCAAACUCCUACACUUGGAUUUUGUGUCGAACGCUACCUGCAAAUUACUACAUUUAAGCCAGAGAAAUUUUGGAUGUUGAAUCCAUACAUAAUAUAUAAGGGAAAUGAACUUAAAUUAGAAUGGGAACGAAACAGGUUGUUUGAUGCAGAUGUCGCUGCAUUGUUUCGCAAUGUAAUUAGAGAGGAUGGAAUCAUGAGAGUUGUUCGUAUAUCUGAAAAUCAGGAAUCGAAAGGUCGUCCUUCCGGUUUGAAUACAGUUAAUCUUCUAAAGGUUGCUUCAAGUGCGCUAGGCUUUGGUCCACAUUUGGCUAUGCAAUUAGCUGAGCGUCUUUACACACAAGGUUUUAUCAGCUAUCCCCGUACAGAAAGUACAGCAUAUCCUUCUUCUUUUGACUUUAGAGGCACACUUGGAGCAUUGAAAUGCAACCCUAUGUUUGGUGAUUACACACAAAGACUAUUAUCUGAAGGCUUUCAUAAACCACGGGGAGGCACUGACGUUGGUGAUCAUCCUCCAAUUACACCAAUGCGUUCAGCAUCUGAAGAUACUUUGGGGAAUGAUGCUUGGAAGCUAUACCAGUAUAUUUGUCAGCAUUUUCUUGCAACUUUAUCUCCAGAUUGCAAGUAUAGAAGGAUAAGAAUUGAGUUUGAAUGUGGCGGAGAACUCUUCCAUUGCACUGGGCAGCUUGUCACUUUGAAGGGAUUCACAUCUAUUAUGCCAUGGCUGGCAGUUAGUGAGAAAAAGCUUCCUGAGUUUCUUGAAGGGGACAAAAUAGCAAUUUCAAAAGUUGACUUAGAUGAGGGAAACACCUCGCCGCCUGAUCACCUAAGUGAAAGCGAGCUGAUCUCUUUAAUGGAGAAAUAUGGAAUAGGAACUGAUGCAUCUAUUCCUGUUCAUAUCAACAACAUAUGUGAGCGCAACUAUGUCCAGGUGCAGGCUGGAAGGAGAUUGUAUCCAACUCCUUUAGGGAUCAGCCUGAUAAGAGGUUAUCAAUGCAUAGAUCCUGAUCUCUGCUUGCCUGACAUUCGAAGCUUCAUAGAGCAACAAAUUACACUGGUGGCUAAAGGUCAAGCAGAUCAUUCUAUGGUUGUGCAGCACGUACUAGAACAGUUUAAACGGAAGUUCAGCUAUUUUGUAAAGCAGAUUGAGAAUAUGGAUGCAUUGUUUGAUGCCCAAUUUUCUCCACUGUCAGAGUCUGGCCGCCCACUAAGUAAAUGCGGUAAAUGCUUGCGCUAUAUGAAAUAUGUAUCUACCCAGCCAUCACGACUAUACUGCAACACUUGUGAGGAAGUUUAUUAUGUUCCUCAAAAGGGAACAAUAAAGCUGUACAAGGAACUAGCAUGCCCUCUGGAUAACUUUGAGCUAUUAUUGUUUAGCAUGCCUGGGCCAGAGGGAAAGUCAUUCCCUUUUUGUCCUUACUGUUACAACUGUCCCCCAUUUGAAGGCAUUGACACACUAUAUGGCGCCUCCAAAUCUGGUGGUGCUGCCAAGUUGGGGAAGGGAGUAGGAAUGCCUUGCUUUCUUUGCCCGCACCCGACAUGUCAGCAUUCCAUGAUAACGCAAGGGGUCUGUGCCUGCCCAGAGUGCAGCGGAACACUUGUCCUUGAUCCAGUUAGUGCUCCCAAAUGGAGGCUAUAUUGUAAUUCAUGCAAUUGUCUUGUCUUUCUGCCAGAAGGUGCCCAUCGGAUAACCACCACCCGGGACCGGUGUUCCGAAUGUGACUCCACCAUCAUAGAAGUUGACUUCAACAAGAAAACAACUCCAUUGAAGGAUGGAAACACGCUUCAUAAGGGAUGUAUUCUCUGCGAUGAUCUUUUGCAUUCUAUCGUGGAAGUGAAACAUGCAAAAUCAAUUUCUAGGUAUGGGAGGGGAAGGGGAAGAGGAAGAGGGCGUGGGAGGGGACGAGGGCAUGGUGGUAGGAGACAGGAUCCCAAAAUGAGUUUUCGAGACUUCUAGCUAGUCAGUGGCAGUUGAGUUUUAUGCUUUUAUUUUUUGUGCACGUUAAUGGGCUUUGAUUAGUCUUUUUUUCUUGGUAAAUUUCAUUUGCUAGAGUCGUAGAGAGUGGUAAACCUUCGGUCUUAUUUGCACUUGGCCUAAGCGUGUAUAAGCAGAUUUUCUAAAUAGUCAGGGCGUAGAUUGACUCAUUGACUUAUGUGAAGAGUGUCACAAGCGAGGGGUUUACGAUCAAAGUUCAAUUUAGGUCCUCUCAAAUAGUUGUUCGGCUAAUCCUGACUCUUGAGACCCUUAGGGAUGAAUUGUCAUCAUUUUUUGGAGAUUUUCUAAAUAUUAUAAAUUCAGAUAUAUUAUUCAUUAA
This is a messenger RNA of Cuscuta europaea, 3263 nucleotides long. The record is from the annotation of a GenBank genome assembly. NCBI's taxonomy places the organism in Eukaryota, Viridiplantae, Streptophyta, Magnoliopsida, Solanales, Convolvulaceae.